Molecule: messenger RNA, 657 nt
Organism: Encephalitozoon intestinalis ATCC 50506
Lineage: Eukaryota; Fungi; Microsporidia; Unikaryonidae
Product: mRNA capping enzyme subunit beta
Exons: 1
Coding region: 1-657 (218 amino acids)
Molecular function (GO): polynucleotide 5'-phosphatase activity
Source: RefSeq, a predicted model, not a curated record
AUGGAGGAUCUUACAAAGAUACUAAAGGAGGCUGUGAAAGAUCAUACAGAAUAUUUGAGAAAGUUUAUUUUGGCUUUCAAAAACGACCGGAAGGAGCUGGAAAUAAGACUGGGGAGAAUAGUUUCCAAAGAAGAUGGAAACAGAAUGAAACUUGAUACGGUGGCACCUGUUGUGUUCAAAAACAUCCCUGCAGAAUAUAGAUUUGAGAGUGCAGUUGAUCUUGCAGAUUUUAAUUCUCUCAAGAGGCUUCUUUCCUCUUUUAAGAGCGAGACAAAGAAUGAUGUGGUUAUAAUUAAUGAGGAUGGAAGGGAAACGUAUGAGAAUGGAGAGUUAAAGAAGGUUGAAAAAAAAACAAGAUCGGAAAAGCUUGACAUAUAUAUUCCUGGAAAGAAGUAUGAUGUGAGGCUUGUUUUAAAUGAGGAGAAAGAAGUAUUCAAGCGUGCCAGUAAGAAGAAGGCUAUUAUGAAAAGAACAAGGCGAAGAGAAACAUACUUUAUAGAACCUUACGGAUUUGAUUUUACAGAAGCUAUUCUUUCAGGGGAAAGGGAGGAGAAAAGAAAAUUUGAGGUUGAAGUGGAGGUGUUCAGUUCCGAGAAGCUAGUGUCAAGUGAUUUUGUCUCUUUGAUAUACAACUUCAAUGUUGAUUCUCUUGUAUAA